AGCAUACUCUCACGGACAUUGUUUGUUCAACACAGUCACGUUGUAUUUAGGAGCAUUUUUGGAUGACGAUAUGGUACUUACGCUGAGAAUUCCGCUCAGCAUGUUAACGUGCAGAGAUAGCAUAUUUCAGACAAUAAAAUCAACUUGUGAAAAUACACUAGCAUACUUCAGACGAGAGUCGCCUCGUUAUUUUUGAAGAAUUAAACUUUUAGCGAUAAUUGGGCGUUGCUACACUUUGAUUUCAGUGUUCGCUUUGAAUAGACUUAAUUCGCUAUGCGUUGCAAUCAUUUCGGCGCACGGCGGGUGUGUACUCGGCAUUUCGGUUGUCUUUUUUAUUUGUUUGUUUAGUUUACUUGCGUAUCGCGAUCGGUUGGAAUACUUUAAACACGCGCUCCUGUGUCUUGUUCAGUGCUAACAUCAACAUAAAAACAAGCAGAAAGUACUCUUAUCACAAUGCCACUGGAGGGCGUAGAAAAAGCAUUGCAAGAAAAUCAGCCUUUCACAGCGGAACAACUGCUCCGGGAAGCAUAUGAUCAGAAGGGUGCAGCAGAUAUUUUCUAUCAGGUGAUACGGAAUGGAUCUGUGCCGGCUUUCAAGUUGCUCCUGACGAUGAACAUCUGUAACGACACGGAAACAUUUCUGCAAUGUUCCAACGCUAUGAUUGAGCUGGGUGUUAAAAAUGUAUCAAUUUCUUGGGAGAUGAGUCAACAUCUACUGUAUCGAAUCUCCUCGUACGGACUGCGCAAUUUGAGUGGCGACCCCGUUGUUACCAAAUCUGAAAGCUAUUGGAAAGAAUCAAUUGCCCUGAUAAGCCGGUGGGUUCACGAGCUACGGAAGCGGGGGAAAUGGUACGAGUUUCUGGCAGUGGACGAUGAAGUGAUGUUCCGCAUAGCAAUGAUCCAUAACCAGCUGUAUUUCAUUAAGAAUCAUCCCGCCCUGUUGCGACUGCCGCUGAAGGAAUUAAUUUUUUGUUUGGCAGUGUUCAUACAUAUUUUUAGCGAAAUUCCUGGAAGUUUCGCGUUCAGAACAGUGCUCAACAAAAGAAAUGUGAUGCAGUUUUUAAUUGCCAUUGUGGCGCAUCUUGAGAGAAUAAGGCAACAAGAAGAAGAAAAAGGGCGUGGAGAAAUGAGGAAAACAAAACCAAAGAAGAUGCACGUUAUGAAAAAGUUGCUGAAGACUUAUCGCAGAACUAAACACAUUUACACGACGUUCAAAGUAAUUCUCGGUGCGCAAAUAUACAGACAGUUUAGUGACAAGGAUUAUGAACGCGCCAAUGCUCCAACGACAGUUGCCGCCAUGAAACGGUUCAUACAAAUAUUUGGAGAAGCGAUCAAAAAUACCGCAGACAGUCCUAAUCUGUCCACGAAGUUGCACAACACCCUCUACGGUAUGCUGUCAGAGUCGAUCUCAUUGAAUUCGAAGUAUAGGAAUUUCUCCAGUCACGGAUUUCCCCUUUCUUAUCUGUACGUUCGGGACACUGAGCAAAUAUUCUACUACAAAAAUUUACCUGAUUACAUUUUUCUAAUCGAGGUGUCGAUGCAGAUCCUUUGUGUGUACACUUUACACGACAGCAUGCGUUAUCAGUACGGGAUGAUGAGACGAUGUCGUUCGAUCGAGGAUUUGCGUGCCCUCAUCGUGUACGCUUGUGGAAAUGAAAUAUCGGAUCUCCAGGAGUUUUUGUUCAAGCGAAUUACGUCUUUUCUAAGUUUGGUCAAAAAUGAUCUGAAGGAGGCUGAAGGGGAUCCUUUGUCCGAAGCAGAACGUAAAGAUUUGGCGGAUGCUUGGGAUAAUCUUAAUCAAAAAGUAGUUCUGGUUGAGGAAUUGCGCAAAAUGCAGUUUCAUCGGACAAGUGCUGUAACAGAAAUCAUCGCUUUUGCCAAUGGUAACAUCAGCUCGAUUCACCGUUUGCUGGAUUUGAAAUUCACAGACAGUUCGAGUUCACGUGAUGUCUUCACGAAAAUUAUUGACAAUUGGGAGACACUCUCCCCGCCGGCUUUCCUGAGUAAGGAUUACCGGGGGACUAUCGUGCAAUCAUAUGUGCAUAGACGACUCGAGCUGGAGCACGACCAUUCCGAAGAGUGGAGAUACCGAGAGAAGAGUCGAGAGAUUUUUGAGUUCUUUAUGAGCGGUUCGAAUCUGGAUGGAGACACUCUCCGGAGAUUAGAGGACGAAUUGCACACAGUGUUGUGUAAGUCUCAAAAUGGGUACUAUUUGAACAUUUUCGAUUUAAACUGCAAAGCGCAUGCCAAUAAACUCACGCUGAAGGAAGCCUUUACUGGACCGAAGAAAUCAAAAGAAUUCAAACAACGAAAGCUUGAAUUUAAGUCCAAGUUGGCAGAACUUCGAAGGCAGGAUGAAAUACAAUUACGGGAAAUAUUUCAAACACUAAUAAGUAACAUUCGUCAAUCAUUUUUGCAAUACGGCUGUGACAACAUCGACAAUUUUAUCCAACACCGAAACACAAUACCGCUAAAGGCCCAUUUUGCCAUUCAGUAUUGGCAGCUGCAGGUUAUGGAAAUAUUGUGUGGAACCGGCUUUUUCGGGGAUAAUUUCAUCACUUAGACAAAGUCACUGCCAAUGAUGUGGGGUAGCUCCUACCGAAACUAUCUUGCCCAUGAUUCUCUUUCGUACCAUUUACUAACUUCCAACGAACCGGUAGAUAGUCUCGUUAAUGGAUUUGUUCUAGCUUGGGAAUGUGA
Toxorhynchites rutilus septentrionalis is the source of this 2699-nucleotide messenger RNA. RefSeq lists its product as uncharacterized. Lineage: Eukaryota; Metazoa; Arthropoda; Insecta; Diptera; Culicidae. The transcript has 2 exons. The coding region runs from base 454 to 2562 and encodes 702 amino acids. The record is from RefSeq and is a predicted model, not a curated record.